Messenger RNA from Lactuca saligna, 459 nucleotides. NCBI's taxonomy places the organism in Eukaryota, Viridiplantae, Streptophyta, Magnoliopsida, Asterales, Asteraceae. The record is from the annotation of a GenBank genome assembly.
AUGAAGGCAAACUUGGGUUCAUUUGGAGCUGCUUUGAAAACCAAAGAUCUUUGGGUCAUGAAUGUUGUCCCUGAAGAUGGACCAAAUACAUUGAAGCUUAUCUAUGACAAAGGCUUACUUGGCUCAAUUCAUAACUGGUGUGAAGCAUACUCAACAUAUCCACGAACAUACGACCUACUCCACGCGAGCGAUGUAUUCUCCGACAUAAUCGAAAAGAAAGGCUGCAGUGGCGAAGAUCUAUUAAUCGAAAUGGACCGGAUCCUAAGGCCCACGGGCUUCCUAAUAAUCCGUUAUAAAAAACCCGUAAUCGAUUUUGUGAAGAAGUAUUUAACCGCAAUACACUGGGAACAGGUGGCGAUGGCUGAUUCGUCGUCUGAUGAGACCGAUACAGAUCAUGUUGUGCUCAUUGUUCAAAAGAAACUAUGGCUCACUAGUGAAAGCUUGAGGGAAACAGACUAA